UUGAGUUGUCAAGAUGGCGGCGGCCACAAUUGAAACAUGCCAUGUAGCUUGUUGUGCAAACAGGACACCAAAUGUUGUUUCGUGGAGUCGAAGGGGGACUAUUGCAUUUGGAACAUGUAAUUCAGUGGCUCUGUACGACCCUCAGGAAAGAAAAGUCGUGGCUUUGCUGAGUGGACAUACGAACAGAGUGAAUGCAGUCCAGUGGGUUCACAGAGAGGACUAUGGUCCAGAGCGUCACCUGGUCUCUGCAGGCUCAGAUCAUCGACUCAUUGUCUGGGAAGCUCAAAAUGAAACGUUCAUCCAGUCAGUGGAGUGUAAGGGCCAUACUGGUCCGGUUUGUGCUGUGGAUGCCAUCUAUAUGGACAAUUCACAGAUCCUGGUGGUUUCCUCAGCGUCUGACUCCACAGUCAGACUGUGGCUCUGUACUGAAGGCAAAGAAGCUGAGUGCCUCCAUACGUUAUCAUUUGGCAGCGGUUUCAUGAUGGAUGUCUCUCUGGCGCGGUUGCCAGGCAGCAGAGUUCCCAUACUGGCCUGCGGGGGUGAUGACUCACGGGUGCAUCUGUAUGUGCAGUCCCACGGACAGCUUCACAAAGCCAUGUGCCUGCAAGGACACGAAGACUGGGUUCGUGGGGUGGAAUGGGCAUCUAUAGGUGGGGAGCUGUUAUUAGCCAGCUGUUCACAGGACUGUCUCAUCAGAGUGUGGAGGCUGUGCGCCAAGUCUGGGACAGACGCCCGCCCAGAGGACGAUCACACCGUCAUCAAAAUGAAAGAGGACGUUUUUGAAGUGAAGGAAAAAGAUGUGUCCUCUGUGUUUGCGCUGUCUCUUGAGACCGUCUUGGCCGGACAUGAGAACUGGGUCUAUGGAGUCCACUGGCAGCCUCCUUUCUAUAGAGGCGAUGAGCUGCAACAGCCUCUCAGUCUGCUCUCGGCUUCCAUGGAUAAGACCAUGAUCCUCUGGGCCCCUGAGGAGGGAUCUGGAGUCUGGGUGGAGCAGGUGCGUGUAGGAGAGGUUGGUGGUAACACUCUGGGUUUCUAUGGCUGCCAGAUGAGUGUGGAUGGAUCCAUGAUUGUGGCUCAUGCUUUUAAUGGAGCGCUGCAUCUCUGGUGUAAAGACCAGGACCGGAAGGGGGAAUGGAGGCCUGGCGUCGUCAUAUCAGGUCACUUUAAUGCGGUCCAAGACCUGAGCUGGGACCCUGAGGGUGAGUUCAUCCUCAGUGUGGGUGCAGACCAGACCACCAGACUCUUCACUCCAUGGAGGAAACAUGACAGCCAACAGGCGACCUGGCACGAAAUCUCGAGGCCGCAGAUCCACGGGUACGACAUGCAGUGUUUGGCCACGGUCGGCAGAUUUCAGUUCGUGUCUGGAGCCGAUGAGAAGGUCCUGCGUGUUUUCCAGGCUCCUCGUAACUUUGUGGAGAACUUCGCAAACAUCUCUGGGACCUCGAAAGAACAGCUGUUGACGUCCAGUGACUCUGCCAACCUUCCAGAAGGAGCCAGCACACCUGCCCUGGGUCUAUCAAACAAGGCCGUAUUUCAAGGUGACCUGGUCCAGAAAACCUGUGAGGAUGAGAAGCAGUUCAACAGUGUCUCUGAUCAAUACCAGGAGUCCUACUUCCACCCGCUCAACAUGACUGAGCCUCCGCCUGAGGAUCAUCUUCUCCAGAACACACUGUGGCCUGAGGUCCAGAAACUGUACGGCCACGGCUUUGAGAUGUUCUGUCUCGCUUCGGACAGCGCCAGGACAGUGGUGGCAUCUGCGUGCAAGGCGUCUAAGGCAGAGCAUGCGUCUAUCCUGCUGUGGAGUACAUCUACGUGGCGGCAGCUGCAGACUUUACCGUACCACACCCUCACUGUCACUCAGAUGGCCUUCUCUCCAGAUGCUCAACACCUACUGGCCGUUUCACGCGAUCGCACUUGGUCUUUAUGGAGACGUCACCCAACCACACCUGACAAUCCAGAACCCCAGUUUUCUCUGUACGCGCACACGGAGAAGGACACGUCCAUUCACAGCAGGAUCAUCUGGUCAUGUGACUGGAGCCCGGAUGGGAAGUACUUUGUGACAUCCAGUCGGGACAAAAAGGUGAUAGUCUGGGGCAGUUUAGAGGAUGCUGCAGACCCUGGACUCCCUCCUGAGAUUAAACCUCGCUCCUCCAUCUUGGAUGUAGGCGAUUCGGCCACAGCUGUAGCCUUCUGCCCUGUACUCUGCUCUGAUAACAGGUGAAACAUAUACAAGAUA
Messenger RNA from Sphaeramia orbicularis (orbiculate cardinalfish), 2236 nucleotides. It is a transcript of the gene elp2, whose product is annotated as elongator acetyltransferase complex subunit 2. The record is from RefSeq and is a predicted model, not a curated record. Gene Ontology annotation, molecular function: protein binding. The transcript has 20 exons. Bases 14 to 2221 code for a protein of 735 amino acids. Gene Ontology annotation, biological process: tRNA wobble uridine modification. Gene Ontology annotation, cellular component: elongator holoenzyme complex. Lineage: Eukaryota; Metazoa; Chordata; Actinopteri; Kurtiformes; Apogonidae.